Molecule: messenger RNA, 998 nt
Organism: Tripterygium wilfordii
Lineage: Eukaryota; Viridiplantae; Streptophyta; Magnoliopsida; Celastrales; Celastraceae
Exons: 2
Coding region: 308-685 (125 amino acids)
Source: RefSeq, a predicted model, not a curated record
CGCUUCAAGUGUGUCGUGAAGACGUGGAGAGAGAGCAGAGCACCGAGAGAGGGGAUAUGAACAGAGCAACGAAGCUGAACUGGAUAAGAUCCGGGUAAGUGGUAAUCGGGUCCUUGGCAUUUGGAUACCUAACUCUGGAAAUCGGGUUAAAGCCAUUCCUUCUCAGAGCCCAACAACAACAACAACAACAACAGGAAGUUCUUCAGAAUCAAGAAGAAACUCUAGACCGGGAAUCCUGAUUGCAGUAACAUUCAGGUAUUUAACUCUUCAAUCCGUAAAGAUUUUUCCACGCGAGUUUUUUUAGGGGAUGAAUUCAAUGCGUCUUUACGGUGUUGAUUGGUAUUCAAUACGGGUUUUGUGCUUCCAAGUCUCUCAGAUGUGGGGGCAAGAAAGUUUAGUGGCUAAUGAUGAAGAAAAAUGCAUGGAAGUGUGGGAUCGUAGGCGACGAACGGCUGUAGUUCAAGUUCUAUGCUAUGUGGUAUGUGACAUAUCAUUGCAUCAUAUAUAUUAUCAGAGACAAGACAAUGAUGAGUCUACAUCAUCUAGAGGUGAAAAACGGAAGCAUAGUGCUUGUGAUAGAGAAUUCGAGAAAAUAAGUGAAGCAAUUAGCACUGUUGCACAUGGUAUUAGGGAGGGAACACUCAGGCAUGUGCGUAUUCAGAGAGAGAAGUUUUUGCAGAAUUAGAAAGGCUUGGAGUUGAGCAGCACUUACACUGCCUGCCUACCCUUUUCUUAUUGAAGAUGCUGCAAGAGAGAGAGCACUUUUUGGUUGCCCAGAAGAGGAGUGCAAGGAUGUUUUGCUACAGAUGAUGUAUAAUCCACACUAUCCAUGAUUCAUUUAUGGUUGACCAGACUUGGUUUAACUGUAUAAUACUGUUUGUAGAUUUUUUAUUUAGUGCUUACUGCCGCGAUUUGGCCUUGGCAUUUUCUGUGUCCUUUAAAUUUCUCCUUGUUCCCUACUAGAAUGAUUUUGAAGUAAAUGGUUUACUUUUGAUGGA